CGCCCUCUAGUGGUUGUUUAAGGUUUUGACAGGGGGCUAUAAUGUGAUAUUUGUUCACGUCACUUUCUCUUCUUACUUUCUGCCGAACUCAAAGCGAGAAUUAACUCAAAUUCAGUCUAGUGGUAGUCAGAAAAAAUCUCCAAAGUGUCUUCUACGUACAGAACCGAGUUUUGGAGUGUGGAGGAGAAGACCCAGCAGCUGGUUCGAUGUUAUGCUGAAGCCAUGCACCAGCAGAUAGAUGUCGGGACGCAGACAGACCCAGUGGUGGUCUUGUCUCUGGCCCAGGCUGCUGUGUUGGGACUUAUAUCCCAGAACGAGGUCUUUGGUGCCACGAUUGCCCCCAACGGCUUUUAUACCGGAGAGCCCAAAGAAUCGCCUGCUCCGUCCAUCGAGCGGAUGGACUACGAGUACGCUGACCAGCUCAUUGGUGCCAAUGGUGACUACCUGGGUGUGAACCUCGGAGAGGACGGUCAGGUUCACCCAAGCUGUGCUGAAAGGAGGUGGCAGGGGACACCUGAAAACACAAAGCCUCUCAUAGGGCACCAGAACUUGGGUUCACAUGUCAAAGGUGAGUCUGUGACCCCGGGACUACCUUCCUGCAACCACAUGAUGAGCAUGAUGCCUAGAGAGAGCAUGCAGAUGGUAGACAACUCUGGUUACCGCCUGGCCUCCAAACCUCACCCCAACAACUGCUGCUCUACAUGUGUGCGGGAACCCAAGAGCACUCAUCCACCACCUCACCACCAUGUUCAUCCCCACCCCAACACUCACACACCUAAUGAGGUUCAUUCUCAUGACAGAAACCGUGCACUGGAGAAAAGAGGAAACGAGGACAUGCAAGAGGAAGUGAAUGAGGCAAGGAUGGGGAAGUCUGGCGGUGGAGGGGAAGAGAUCAGCAGCUACUUUCGUACGAAUGAGGUUGGCUAUGAGGGUGGGGAUAUGGAUGGCGUAGGGGAGUUUGAUGAGAGCAACCAAGGCCUGUUCUGGGGGGAGCCUGUGGAAGGGGAGGCACCGCGGGGACGCCGCAUUGACCGAUUGGACAUCAAUAUUCAGAUCAACGAGUCCUAUUGCGUAGAUGUCGGCGAAGGCCUGAAGCGCUGGAAGUGCCGCAUGUGCGAAAAGUCCUACACGUCCAAAUAUAACCUUGUAACGCAUAUCUUGGGUCACAAUGGCAUAAAACCCCAUGCCUGCCCACAUUGUGGGAAGCUCUUCAAGCAGCCGAGCCACCUGCAGACACACCUCCUGACACACCAAGGCACACGGCCGCACAAGUGCACCGUCUGCAAAAAGGGCUUUACUCAGACCAGCCACCUAAAACGGCACAUGUUGCAGCACUCGGAUGUCAAGCCCUUCAGCUGCCGCUUUUGCCGCCGAGGCUUUGCCUACCCCAGUGAGCUGCGAGCCCAUGAGGUGAAGCACGAGCGAGGCCGCUGCCACAUCUGCCCGCAGUGCUCCAUGGAGUUUCCCACCUACGCCCACCUCAAACGCCAUCAGGUCAGCCACCAAGGGCCGCCCACCUUCCAGUGUAGCCACUGCAGUAAGACAUUUGCCUACCGUAGCCAGUUGCAGAACCAUAUGCUGAAGCAUCAGGUCCAACGCUCUUUUUCCUGCAGCCAGUGCGGCCUGCAGUUCCUGCAGCUCCACCAGCUACGUCAGCACUCUCUCACACACAAAGUGCUCAAGCCUCAGGCACGCGCCUCUAAGGUAACAAAGGGCUUCAAGUGUGAUGUAUGCGCUCGCGAGUUCACGUUGUCUGCAAACCUGAGGAGGCACAUGCUGAUCCAUGCCAGUGUCCGACCCUUUCAGUGUCAUGUCUGCUUCAAGUCCUUCGUCCAGAAGCAGACUCUGAAAACUCACAUGAUCGUCCACCUUCCUGUGAAACCCUUUAAGUGCAAGGUGUGCGGGAAAUCAUUUAACCGAAUGUAUAAUCUUCUCGGUCACAUGCAUCUCCACGCUGGCAGCAAGCCAUUUAAGUGUGCGUACUGCUCCAGCCGAUUCAAUCUGAAGGGCAACCUCAGUCGUCACAUGAAGGUCAAACAUGGCAUGGAUGUAUCCCCAGAAGGACAAGAUGCUCCGCCAGAUCUGGAACCUCAUGAGGAUUAUGAAGAGGAUAACUUUAACUUCACCGCCCCUGAAAAUAUGGAUGCUAACGACGCGCCUAAUCUCACCAAGCUCUCUGAGGUUGCUAUACAGGAGCUGGACUAUUAUAACUUUGGAAAGGAUGUGGGCAGCUACAACACAGCAUGAGCCCUAAUAAGACUAAAGCUGAAAUACUCUUGAGUAUCCAUUGAACUAAUUGGGCACUUAUCAGCCAUAAGCUGGCUGUUAUGUAUUUCCAUGAGAACCAAGACUUCUAUAUUAUUACUGAUGGACAGGUGGCUAUCUUGGUUUGACUCCUGUUGUAACUAUACUGAUCCUGUUUCAUAAGAACCACUGAAUUUGCUAAGAGUCUUUCGAACAGUUGUAAGUUUACCCCGUGCUGCUGUCUUGCAUUUCUGCAGUACGGUAUUAAUUAAAGGUCCACUCAGCAUAGUUCAUGACCAAAAAUUAACAAUAUACAUAUAUAUAUAUAAAAAAGUGAUUAUUUACUGUCUUUAUAUUGCUUACAUAAUGUACACUCGCAUGAGAUUGAAGGGUUGCAUUUGUUUGUUGAUAGUAAGGUGGGUAGCGAUGCCACCCCACAGCUCUAGGGUUCGAUCCUGAGCUCGGGAUACUGUCUGUGCCGAGUUCCUGUGCAUGUUCUCCCUCACAGUUGCUCCUAGGUGUGAAUGUGUGCGCGUGCAGGUUGCCUGCGAUGGAUUGGCCUUACCAGCGUAAGGAUGUUUCCCUACCUCAUGCCCAGGGUUGAAUGAGACAGUUUACUCUACAUAGCUCAAGGUUCCUUGGUGGAUGUGAUCAUGUGUCCACAAAGCCUAAUUACGGGUAAAGGUGCCAUCAAAGAAGUUUUGCACCUUCACUGAGUGCAGUUGUCUCUUUCGAUGUCCCAAGCUGUGUGAUCAUCCUCCAAAUCUGCAUUUUGAGGGCGUCAUACUGCAGCUUACGAAGGCAUACGUUCAAACCGUACAUCAUCUCAUGCAAGCGUACGUAAUGUAUGAAGAAAAGAUCAUAAAUAAGCACUGCUAUAAUAUAGAUUUGAGACUUAAAAAAAAAAAUUACAACACUGUAAAGUGGUUUUAGGCCAUGAUGAGCCACCGGAACAGUUUCAGCAGGUCUUGGCAUAAAAGCAUUUGGAAGUGUACUAGAAAUGAACAUUUCUUCCAAAAGAGAUGCUCUCAGUUGGUGUUUUGACGAUGGAAAUGGAGAGCGCUAUCUAAGAGUUCCCUUCAAAGUCUCCCGUUGUCUGGUGACCACAGUAGCUAUAGCAUGACUAACAUUAUUUCCAUCUUCAUCAAAUCAUUUUGUGAGCCCUCAUGCCCUGUGGAUGGGGGCGGGGCCAUCCUGGAAGAGAGCAUGCCCAUCGGGAUAGAAUUGUUUCAUCAUAAGAUGAACAGAAGAACUUUAUCAUGAUUUCCAGUGACAGUUCACACUAAGAGGACAAAUGGACUUGCCAUGUCACCAAAAAUAAAUGCGCCCCCCCCCCAAUAUCCACUGUUUUUUGUUUUUAAAUUUGUGACCCAUCUGUGUAUUGUCUCUUUUUGAUCACUGACUGGACCUUUAAAAAAACAGCGUAACUAAUAUCACUUAAGUUUCUUUGCCUCUACUUACUGUUGUUUAUAUGUGAGGGAAUGUAAAAGCACACCUGUUAUAUUAUUUGUGCUCAGUGGAGCAGUGUACAUACUUCAGAGUGUGUGUUUGGGCCCCAUUACCAAAGUCACUGCAUGAGCAUCCACCCUUAGACACCACUACAGUUUCCAGAAAUCAAUACCUUCACCAACAGCCAGUUAUUUGUAGACAAUAAUUUUUCCCAUAUUAUCGGUUUGAUAUUUAUUUUGCACCUUUUGAUUAAAAAUGCAUUUAAUAUCUUUUGAGGAGAAACCUGGUUUAUCACUGACAGUUAAAGCUCUUGUCUAAUCUUCAUCUCUUAGGAGACAGAUAGGGCAAUGUUGCCAGUUGUGUUAGUUUCUUUAAAUAAAGCAUUUUCAAAGUGAA
Messenger RNA from Neoarius graeffei (lesser salmon catfish), 4089 nucleotides. RefSeq names its product zinc finger protein 710b (gene znf710b). NCBI's taxonomy places the organism in Eukaryota, Metazoa, Chordata, Actinopteri, Siluriformes, Ariidae. The coding region runs from base 223 to 2247 and encodes 674 amino acids. The transcript has 5 exons. The record is from RefSeq and is a predicted model, not a curated record. Gene Ontology annotation, molecular function: RNA polymerase II cis-regulatory region sequence-specific DNA binding; DNA-binding transcription factor activity. Gene Ontology annotation, biological process: regulation of transcription by RNA polymerase II.